Biomphalaria glabrata is the source of this 7462-nucleotide messenger RNA. Its product is annotated as stimulated by retinoic acid gene 6 protein-like. Gene Ontology annotation, molecular function: signaling receptor activity; retinol transmembrane transporter activity. Gene Ontology annotation, biological process: vitamin A import into cell. The record is from RefSeq and is a predicted model, not a curated record. Bases 577 to 2979 code for a protein of 800 amino acids. Gene Ontology annotation, cellular component: plasma membrane. Lineage: Eukaryota; Metazoa; Mollusca; Gastropoda; Planorbidae. The transcript has 19 exons.
GCUAGGGACCUUGGGAUGUCAACAUUGCUUCUUUUUUUUUAAAUUGUGUUAGUCAGUGUUGUACUUUUCCCUGGAUAGGAUCUAGAUCUAGCGAUUUGAUCCAUGUGUCGAGAUUGUGGCAUUUUCCAGGAGUACAAUUCUUGGAUUACGUUCUAGUCGAUUUGAGUUGCUAGUGUGCUUGGUUUUUAACCCCCCGGGAAAGAACCUUUACAUACGUUGGAAGGGAGGCAAUCCACUUGGUGAUAUAGAAAGUCAUGUAGUGCAGAGAGGACGGAAGAUGUGGCAUCCCUACUCCGUUUUUUAUCUAAUCACAGAGGGAGGGGGGACCAGUAAUGCGUGACCAGAGUUUCACACCACAGGUGGAGAAAACUUCCAAAUUACAAGUAACUGGAGCAGAAAACACACACACACACACAAACUCAGGAGGAAAGGAAAUGUGUAGGAAGGUACUCACAUCGAUUUCAUUGAUCAAAGUGUGAACUCUGGUGUGACUGUUAUUCUGACCCUGUAGUGUGACUUCUAGAUAACUAGACCGGAAUAUUUAUGUGAACUUAAAAGAAGUGAAUACAUACAGAAAUGAGUGAUUCCUUCUUAUCUUUUCUGCCUUCCCUUUGGAAGUACGCCAAGAAUGAUAACUCUACUGAUGAUGAGCCGAUGUGUGUCAGUGAAAUCAACCAUUACAAGUUCUAUCAAUUCUCCCUCAUACCAGCAUUCCUGCUGACUCUUCUCUUUGCCGCUUCUAAAAAACGUCGCCAGAAACUUUUAUCAGUUCUAGAUGGGAGGCCAGGACUUAUUUACCCCAUGGACACGCUGACCAGAUCUUCCAGAAUCUCUUAUUGCUGUGCGUUUGGUGCCACCGCCUUCUUGGUCUACGUCAUUCUGUUGGAGCACCGCUUCGCCAUACAGUACGAUGGACCCAUAGCUUUAAAAUCUUUGAUCGCAGUUCUCUCCAUGUUCGUCUAUGGUAUGGUGUUCUUCCCAGUGUUUGCAAGUCUUGCACUGGCCACAGCGUUAUCAUACCUACUUGGUUCCUUGUACACCUGGAUGUUUCUAGUGGUGGACGUCUACAAGCUGACCGAGUGUAGUUUCACUGUUGAAGCCAGAGCGAUACUGUUUGUUCGCGCGAUACCAAGUCUGUUGUGCCUCGGUUACCUCAGUAUUUCAAUGCCUAUCAGAUUCGUGCUGGCUUGCUGGAAUCGAAGAUUUUUUUUGUCUUCCGAAGACGAAACGCCGCCCUUCGAAAGUCUGGAUGACAUCAAAGAAUCUUUCCAAGGAAAACAUGUCCGGAAACUGCUGAGAAAACCAGAAGUCAAAGCCAAAAAAGUUGGAGCGGUGAACAUAAUCAAAAGUGUCUUUUCUAAUAAAGUUUAUGAAUUGUUGUACCACAGGAAGAGGGGUUUCAGAUAUCCAUCAAGACUUAUCUCUGUCAUGUUCAUCGCUGGAUGUGUUAUUUAUGUGUUAACGGUGGAGCUCUUGGUCCAAGUUAUUCAAUACAUCGACCUGGCCGAGACAUUCAUUGAGACUCAGCUACAAGCACUGGGUUUUGAUGACGAGGAUGAAGACUACCCUGUAGACCCCGAUCAGAUACCUCCAAGCCUUCAGAUUGGGCUUUUAAUUGCCCAAGUACUCUAUGGCUCGUUAAUCGCUACUGCAAUCACUGCUGGUCUGACAACGUUCAUCAAUAUUUUACAUAUGCUGUCUUCAUUCAGGUCCAACUUGCUGGCACUGUACAGAGGAGACUACAGCAAUAUCCCAUCCCCGUCAUCAAAAAGUGCAACGUCUCUUUGCCUAGGCAGUUUGAAGUAUGCAGGAUUUCAAGUUGCAUACAUUGUCUGGGCCUUCAUUAUAAGCAGUAUCAUCAUUUUUCUGUUCUGCAUAAUCUUAUCGUUCAUCAUUUUGAUUCUACUGGAAGGUUAUACUGACUGGCUUGUCAAUAAAGUGUUACAAAUCUGGCCUAGCGUGCUGGUGGCUGUGGCAUUGAUGAUUAUCCAAAAACUUUUGGCCACCUUUUUAUUUUUACAAGACAGGGGACAACACUUACGUUUAGAUAACAGACGAUUCUUCUUCAUCUUCACCUACUUCAUGUUUUUCUAUAACAUAUUUCUGGGUUUGAUCUCAUGCCUCAUGAGGAUCAUCAAGGCCAUGGUGGUGGGCACUUUAUUUUUAGCUCGCCUAGAUAACAGCACUUUACCCAGAAAAUUUGAGUUUUUAGAUCCAGGUUUUGCUGCCUAUCAAGGCUACAUCCACAUGGAGGCUGCACAUACCCACCCCGUGGUUCUAGUCUUUCUUAGACUGCUGGUCAGCUUGAGUAAGUCCAGAAAGUUGGACACCAGUGACUGUGUGAAGAUAGACAUGUCCAAUAAUGACGUGGCGACCAAUGGAAAUCCGGAGAGCAUGGUUAAACUGAACCAGAAAGAUACUGAGAAGUGCAGGCCAGUGAACCUGGCAGCGAGAUCCAAUUGGUUGGUCACGUACACCCUGCUACAUAACCCUCAGGUUCGUUUGUACAGAAAAGGAUUUAUUCAGGCCAUGAAGAAAGCCAGAGCAGAGGGCAUAAAGAUUCCGAUCAGUGAUAAGCCAAUCACAGACUUUGACUUGGUGAAGACUCAGGAGCAAAGGGAGCAAGAGAGACUAGAAGAGGCGCAAAAACUUCAAGGCUCCGACCCCAAGAAGAGCGUUUUCAGCAGUUUCAGCUUCGGCCGGAACAGUAGCAACAACUCCUCCUCCGAGUCAUCUGAGAAAGCCAACAAGAAGAAGAAACAUUUCUGGUUCGGCAAAAAGAAAAGGUCUGCAGAGGAUGACCCAAGCGUGGAAGACAAAGGCAGCGCCUUGGAAGUGCUGAAAAGUGGGGAGGAGGAGGAGGAAGAGGAGGGUGAAGUAGUGGAAGAAGCUGUUGAGGAAGAGGUUCCUGGCAAUGGUUCAGGAAACCAGGACACUGUCAUUGACAUUGACCACGCCACUGGAGCUGUGAAUAUAUAAACACGCCACUGGAGCUGUCAAUAUAUAAAUCUGGAAGAUGAGACAGGAGAUCUCUUAAGUUCUAUUAAAAUUACAACAAAAAAAUCAAUCAGUACAUGAGUGUACAACUGACAAUAAGAUAAAUGAUAUUUACCUGUUUAACUUGUUUCAUUGCUCAUAAGACAGCACAUUUUCUUUUUUUCAGAUAAAACUCAUUUAAUAUAUUUUCUUGAUAUGGAAACUUAGGGCAAUGUUAUGAUCACUAAUUACAUCCUAAUUUUAUUAUUUGAUGCAGUAUAUAAAAAAACAACUUUUCAACAGUCAUCUAUAAAUCAAUCUUUCAGGGCAUUUGUAUUUUCAAAUUUUUUUUUAAACACAAAUAUUAUAUAAAAUUUAAUACUGCUUUGAAACAUAUGAUAGUAUGAUAGUAUUCUAUAAUCCUAGUAUUCUUAGUGCAACUUUUAUAUUACUUGAUAAAAUAUAACUGAUAGCUUUUUUUCUCUUCUGCUGUGUUUUACAUAAGCUAGUGAUGGUACAGAAAGAUGUCAACAGUUAUUUUGUAAAUAAUAAUUCUAUUUAAAUAUUUGUUUACCUUUUUUGUUAUACUCUAUUCUUGGAGUGUAGUACCAUGCCAUUCGGGCAAAUGCCCAGUGGGUUGAUAUCAAAAUGGGCCUGUGGGGUCACCGAAAGGGCAGCACAGAUGUAAUAUGUAUCAAAUUGUUUUAUGAUAAAAGGAGCCCUCUGAGAGUCAUGUUUAAACAAAUCUGACUCCACAGUGUAAUACUAAUUUAAUCUAAUAUUUUUUCCGAAACAAUGUAAUAUCCUACAUAGACAGUGCUACUAGUAGUAGGCUGCAUCCUUUUAGAGCCUACAGACUAAGCUAAUAAAAAGCAACAUAAGGCCUAUAUUUCUUAUAAAGAGUCUAAUAUACGCACACGUACAGUUAUCUGUACAUAAUGAAACUUAACCUAAUGAUUUUGAGGACAUUUAGACCUAGAAUUGGAAUCGUGUCCUAUGAUAUACAAUUUAUGGGCCGGAUAGUAAAGAAUUGCCCGGGCCGAUUUUGACACCCAGUCCGCCCCUGCAUACACGUGUUGUUGUUUCUUUGGUACAAUUAAAACACUUUAUUAUGAUUUCACAUUGACUGAUAUCUUGGUAGCAAUGGUUCAUAUUCGAUAUAUAUUUUUUUUAAAAGGAGGAUGGAAAAUCUUGUAAAGUUUUAUAGGUUGAGGGGAUAGUUUUGUAAACAAAAUUUUAUUUUGUUUAAAAAUAGUUCUAUUUUUAUAUUUUGAUAUUGACUUCUAUUGUUUGUAAAAUAUCUAUGAUGUAACACAUGGUGACAUUGUUCUAAACUGUCUUGUUUUUAUUCUAUUAUUUUACUCAUUCGGGUUGAUAUUACAAAAGCAUCUGUAUGCAACCAAGAUCUCCUAUAUAUGUGAAUAUCGCCAUAGUCCAUGAAUGAAUUAUACCUUAUUUUUUUAAUGUGUUUGUUCUAUAUAAUAAGCUUGCCUUUCUUAGUGCUUUACAAACUUUUGUCAUGUAUAUUUUGCCUUAUUGUGUUUUCAAUAUUUUUAGACUCCCCUAAACCUGCUGCCUUCAGUUUAUUUUGUGCUUGUCAAUAAUUUUAUUUUACUGUGCAAACAUAAUGUCUGAUCUCAAAUGUAAAAAAAAAAAUGUUUUGUAAAAUAAUGUACAAGUUGUGGAUGUUCCUUCGGAGUUGGAAAUACCCUACUUUCUAGUCUAAACCUCCCGCAGGAUGACGGGGUAUGGCAGCGGGCAGGGUUUGAACCUGAGACCAUUAAGACACGCAUAAACUUCAACAAUGAUCCAACUACGCACAUACGUAUUCAUAUUAAAACUAAAAUGAUAUUAUUAUUUUAAAAAAAGAUCUUUGCGUUGCUUUGCUUACUAUUGCAUUGCAAGAUAAUGUGAUAGUAGGCCUACUUGGCUACUUGCAACAAUUUUUGUUACUAGCUAGAGUGGUUACAUAUUACAAUUAUAAUUAUUUUCCUGUCAUCUCUAUUUCUUUACGCCAUUUUUUUCUUGAUUUAAAUCUUAAUCCUUAAUUUUUAAAGCAUUUACUGGAUGAGUUUAUAUAUCUCAAAUGUAAGUUUAACUAACAAAGUCGCCAUGACAUGGAAUCUUCAUUCUUUCAUAAGUUCUCACAAGUUUUAUCUUAUUUGAAAAUGCUGCCCAAUGAAACUACCUCAUAAGAAAUUUGCAUUGAAAGACAAAUGUUUCACAUUUUAAAGAGAAAACAAAUCAAGCAUCAUUGCUAUUGGUAUCUUACGUUUGAAUUCAGUCUUAACUAAUGGCAGAGACAAAAUGUUAGAAUUCAGUGGUUCUCACAUUUUCUCGAUACAGUUUGGUCAAGGUAAGAAACAAGUUAAUUAAUACAAAUGAUAUUGUAUCCCCCCUCCAAAUAGAAUGUACAGAUUGGGUACAAGUACCCUUUCAGACCUUGCGAUCUGCCAGAUUAUGUAACGGUCAAAUGUUUCAAUGGCCAGCGGUUAACUGGUGUGUCAUGUGGCUAGCACAACGACCUACCGCUUCAGUGUUGGGUGGAUUCAGGAGCGCUCUAAAAUGUAAAAAAUACCGAAGUGAAUCACCACGCGACAGAUUGUGUACAAGUGUACACACUUAACUCAAAACAUUUUUACUUUCUAAAAAAAAAUAAAAAAUCCUUAGCCAAUGUUGUCUCUCCAACCUCAAGAUGUGAACUUUGAACCUAAACGUCGUGGUUCCAACUUGUCUGGAGAAACUUUGUUCAAAUGUACAAACACAAAUCUCUCACACUAUUGAUCACAAUUUAAAACGUUUGUACAUUUACAUUUAUAGUUACAUCCCCGUGACUGGCUCAAUGUUUUUUUUAAUAUAAUUAACACAUUUAGGCCAACUCUACUCUUUAUAAGGUCUAACUCGCUUCUUUAUUCGAUCGCUUUUUUUCAUGAAUUCCGAAACAAAAAAAACAAAAAAAAAAAAAAAUCCCCACUAGAACACAUAUAUAUCCCGCUUUAUCUAGAAUAAGAAGCUUAUCGGAGAUGUAAAUAAUAAUCUCCUGAGUCACGUGACAGCCUAGAGCUAAUAAAAUAGUGAUAUUAACUUAGGCUGAGUUACAUUUCAUUUACUUAGGCAAACAUCGGCCAGCCUCUGACUUUCGAUUACUUCCGUAGCGGGUUGGAGAUAAUGCCAGGCAUCGUGAAAUCCCAUGGUCACUGAAAAGGAUGUUUCGCAGGCCAGAUGGGUCUGGAGUGUAUCAGUGGCUCUUCGCCUCAAAUUCUGUCGAUGAUCGAGACCAUUCUGGUAACAUUAUGUAACCUGUAGCGUCACACAAUUACCAGUUCAUCCACGUUGGGCUGGCUAAUUCGGCAAAUUUCUAAGUAAUCCUAUUAUGUAAGACAGAAUUCCGUGGCAGGACUCCCAGUGUAGGAAAGCCGCUUCCCUAAACAUCCCCUCUUUCCAUCAUGCAGAGCUAGUUCACGUUACUUUAGUAGUAGCAUCGUAUUGUUAAGUGACUCCAACCAAGGAGAAAACAAAUAACUACACACCAGCUAGCGGUUUCGUAUUGAAGCAUGUUAUAUAGUAUAGUAUACCAAGACCAAAACUCACACCAUCCUCACAAAGUUGAGACCCACUUGUGUUAAUUACCAGGACUAUACAACGCGGUCUUUGUCUUCAGAACUCUUUUGUUUUAAGUUAUGGGGCGUAACACUGUUUAUUAAUAUACCCCCGCGGACAAUGGCUUUGUCUGCAUUAGGUAUGUCAAAAUAUGUAGGUCGCAGCUGGGUUUGCGUAGUCAUUCAUCCUUAAUCUUCAGAAUUGACGACAUGGCCUUGAUUAUAAUGUAACAUUGUCCAAACCACUAUAAAAAAAAGGUUUGGGAGCUGCUGUAGUGUCAAAUACUCACCCCUAGUCUUUAGCAUUUACCAGUGAACUUUUUUUUUGUAACCAAAUAAUUGCUCAUCUUCAUAAAGAAUGUUCAAUUUACUAACUUGAACAUGUUCAUAUCUUGUAUUGAACUAUGAACAUGGUGUUCAAAACAAUUCUUUGAACAUUUGUAAUUUGUUUUGAAUCGACGUUGUAGUUACUCUAUGUGUUCAAUGUACAUUAUACUAUUCGACCUUUAUGUGUACUAGUGACUAUACAUAGAACUACUUUAUAUGUGAUAAUAUUGCAUGUUAUACAUGUGGAUACUAUCGAAGUCUCAGUUGUUAUGUAUAAUAAAUGCCAGGCUAGUAGAAACGAUUUUAUUUUUAUAAUAACCGUUAGAAUUGGCCUUUUUUUUUCUGUGAGUAUUCAAGUGACAUCAAAAGGAUGUUUUGUUAUGAAGUAAGUUUUUUGUCUACUAGAUUUAGAUGUAAAGAUCAACAUUUAACGUAGCGCAGAAGCGUUUAUAUUUUAGCCAACUAAGAUUGCCUGCCAUAAUACAUGUCCUAUACUUAUAAGUUCUAGUAUUUUAAAAGGGAAGUAAUGAUUAGUGAAAAUACAAACUUAUACACUUUUA